This is a messenger RNA of Penicillium maclennaniae, 2928 nucleotides long. Its product is annotated as RNA recognition motif domain-containing protein. NCBI's taxonomy places the organism in Eukaryota, Fungi, Ascomycota, Eurotiomycetes, Eurotiales, Aspergillaceae. Gene Ontology annotation, molecular function: RNA binding. The transcript has 2 exons. The record is from RefSeq and is a predicted model, not a curated record. Bases 1 to 2928 code for a protein of 975 amino acids.
AUGUUGAAGCCCUUCCAGAUCAAGGACCUUCACGUGUCUCCAUCUCCAGACCACGGGAUCAACGCAGACACUUCGGUCUCUCACGGCGUGGUACAGAUCUCAGCGGCCGACUACGAUGACAUCGCUACAAGCCACCCUCGAGCGCGACUGGCAUACAUUGACUACGAAGAUGAUGAACAAAUCACUGUAAGAUCAUAUCGCAAGUACCUUUUUGCCCACCUACGAACUGAUCAACUCGACAUCAACGAACGCCUUGAUUCCACUAAACUGUCUCGUGAAGGAGCCGAACCGAUGCAUCUCUUUGAUAUUCGCCGAUCAAAUUCUGUGAUCGAGUUGUGGAAGCGAUUUGAGAACACUGCCAACGAAGCGCCCAAGGCCGCGGAAAUGCCGAGUAAUAUCUCCGCUACAGCAGAGCACAUUAACAACGGCCAAAUCGAGGAAACGUCAGCCUCGGAACAUACCAUUUCCCCGGCACCCGCCGUGGAAGAAGAUACGCAGCCUCUGAUGGUCGCAUUCGAAGCCGAACUGUCCAAUAUUCUCAAGUCCAGUGAAACUUCUAAAACAAAGGCGCAAGAAACGAGGGCUGAGCCCGCCCUCGAACCAUCGGCCAACAAUACAUCACAUGGAAUCCCUCCCGCUGUAGAACAAUUUAUGGCUCAGAUGCUGCAACAACUCUGCAGUGGAGUUGGUAUCAUGCAAAGUGAAUUACGAACAAGGAUUCCUGAGCUGCGACGUCAACUAAGUGAGGCUCAGAGGGAGCUUCCAGAGAAUCUCGCUACUUCACUGCAAGCUCUUUUCACGCAUCUUGAGGCUCAGAUGAGAACUGCCUUCAAUAACUUGCCGCAGAAUGGAAGACAUAUGGCAGAAGAAGCAAUUCAAGCCGGCAAGCCUGUCGCUGAGACCGCCGUGGAAACUUUGCGGUCUUUUGCUACUGAUCUGGAUCAGAGUACACGAACUUUGUUCGCGGCAUUCGAGAACGAGUUUGGCCGAGCCGGGUUCCAGAACUUAAGCACCACGACUGGCAGCUCGAACGCGGCACCCGGCGUCGUAUUCACUCCUCUGAUCAGUGUGCCUGCUCCACCUGUCUCCAGUCAGGAAAGACAAGUUCACCCGGCAGACACACUAACGCAACAGAAAAAUAAUACGGCAUCAGGUCCAAUCUCGCUCAAAGACUCUGGACCAUCCAAUGCAACUGAACCACAGCCUGCUUCCAAUCCACACAUCGAGGCAGAGACGCAGCGUUGGAACAACCAUUCUCAUCCUCCUCCUAAUUGGCCUAGCGACGGAAAGCCCUAUGCUCAGCAUUUCCAGCCACUAGACCAUUAUAACCCUCUCCCUCAGCCACCAAGCUGGGCAUCUCUCGAUGCUAGCCAACCAUGGCACCCACACGCUCACCCAUCACAUCGCCAUGCUCAUCGUCCUCCUCCGCCACGUCACUACCCCCCGUAUUCAUUCCAUCCGUGGUCCUCUGCGCCAGCCCCGACGCCCCCAUUCGUCCCGCAGGAUAUGCAACAGCCUCUCAACUCCUUCCCUCACAGCCGCACGUCGGCUCCUCCCCCAUACACAGUAGAGGCUCUGUCCAAGAAUGGAGGAAUCAUGGCAGAGACAUCCGAGAAUAAGACCUUAUUCAUCGGAAACGUCGGCUUCAAUGUCACCGAGAAAAUGAUUCAGGAUGUGUUCGCUUCAAAGGGAUUCAUUGUUGAAGUGGAUCUUCCUCUGGAUUCCAUGUCGGGCAAACACGCAGGCUUCGGCUACCUGCAGUUCCCGUCGAUUCACCCGGCAAUGGCUGCAAUGAACGCCUUGCAGGGCUUCCACAUUGAUGGCCACGCUAUCAACCUUGAGUUCAGUGAUCAGGUGCCCAUUGAACGUAUUCCUGCAUCGCCUCCCUCGUCCAAAGCGGUGAUGUCGAGCUCAGUCGACACUCAAAAGGGCAAUUCUCCGAGACCUCCUGUCAGCGAUACAUCUGUGCCGCAGAGAAAGGGCUCAAUCAAGCGCAGGAAGUCGGUCACCUUCCAGGAGCCUGUCUUGCCUGUGCCAGAUGUUGUCUUCCCGAGUGCCAACGCUCCUCGGGCUGCCCCUCCCGCAUUGAUUGACUUGGCAGAUGACUCUGCUUCGGAUCCCGCUCCUGUUUGGGCGCGCAGCCAUUCUCCUCCUCUGAGUGAAGGGCACCCUACAGCGAGCGAGAUGAUCGAUUUAGGGAUGAAUCGUUUCCCGCCUGUUUCCCAAUUGGAUGCGCACCUUCGGGCGAAUCAUUGGCAAGAUCGUGCAUCUGUACCUCCUCACGGUGUAUCCCCUGGGGACUAUGCCUCUUUCCGCAAAAAUUCGCGGUCGCGCCAGGCCUCUGAUGUUUCUGUUGAUAGAGCCACUGCUUUUGGCGUCAACAUGCAGGCCCGGCCGACUAGACAACCCCGUGCCGAAGAUAACAACGAAGACUCUCACAGCGGCAGUAAGUCUUUGCCGAAAGUCAAGCGCUCGGAAACAAUGCAGAAGCUUUCCGAACAUGCUUCUCCAAAUGAUCUCACUGCCGAAGUUCCUCUCAGACGUCGAGCAACUGAGCGUGACUCGCUCCGUCCCAGUUCCCGACAGAGGGCUGAGAUUGAUACUUGGGCGCGCUUAGACAGACGAGAGCGCCUGCGUUCCCGACCAUCGUCCACCCAGAGCAUCCCUGGAAGUUUCCCCAUGGAGGAAGCCUCUCAGUCUGCAGCCACACAAUCUAGUCCAAGACAUUCCGAUGGUUCUCGGGACCCCCAUGCCGAGAGUAUUGAUAAUUGCAUCUCUUCGCUUGUCGACAUGGGUUAUGGUACUCCUGAGGAAGGUGGACGAUCCCGUAUGGCUGUCUAUGCAGCUGCAUCAAACGGCAGCCUCCUGGAUGCUAUCGAGAUGAUUGAGGAGGAACGGAAGGCAUAUGCUGGACAACUUCAAUGGUAG